Messenger RNA from Daldinia decipiens, 479 nucleotides. RefSeq names its product mitotic-spindle organizing gamma-tubulin ring associated-domain-containing protein. The transcript has 4 exons. Bases 179 to 415 code for a protein of 78 amino acids. NCBI's taxonomy places the organism in Eukaryota, Fungi, Ascomycota, Sordariomycetes, Xylariales, Hypoxylaceae. The record is from RefSeq and is a predicted model, not a curated record. Gene Ontology annotation, cellular component: gamma-tubulin ring complex; interphase microtubule organizing center; centrosome. Gene Ontology annotation, biological process: microtubule nucleation by interphase microtubule organizing center; mitotic spindle assembly; gamma-tubulin complex localization.
ACUAAAUUCCAUGUUCGCGACCCCACGCGUCUCCCAUCCUCUUACAUACAUACCUACCUACCUACAUACAACUUAACCAAUUCGUAGCCAUCUUGAUAUUCUUCUAGACACCAUUUUAUACUCUACCUCCCAGUCUCUAUUAACCACUCUCUUCUCAUCAACAAACUCCAAGUGCACGAUGCCGCCAGCCGGUCCCGCCAGAGACGACAACGAAAAGCAGCAGGCCGCGCAGCAAGCCGUCGACAUCUUGCAUGAGAUAUCCACCAUCCUAAAUUGCCAUCUCGACCGCCGCACGCUGUCCAUCUGCAUCUCCAUGAUCGAGAAUGGCGUGAACCCAGAAGCCCUCGCGAGCGUGGUCCAAUUUCUACGCAAGGAGGCACAAAAGGCAGACUUCGCACAAAGCACUGGCCGAUGAAAUAUGCGAUACGACUACUACACUCAUAAACACCAUAGAAGCAUGGUAUAUUUAUAGAACAAUG